UUAACCGUGGAAUUCUUUCAGGCCUCGGGUUACUCUCACCUUUUCUCCUGAUUGCGGUGUAAAUUAAAAACCGCGCUUGAAGUAACCGAACGUUCGCGAUAAUGGCUCAACUCGGUGAUUUUUUUGCUAAACGUGAUAAGAAAAAAGGAAGGGGAAAGAAAUUCACUACGACCGAUGAAAUAGCGAAGAAACUGGAGGAGACUGGAAAGAAGGUUGAGAAGCCGGCGGAACAGAAGCCCAAAAAAGAACGCGGAAAGCCGGAAGAAGAAGGAGUUUACGACAUAGGAAAAGAGGAUCCUACCGACGAAUGGAAAGAAUAUCACGAAGAGGGCGAAAAAGAUUACUCCGGUCUCAAGAUCCAGAAAUUGAAUAUUAAUGAAGCCGAAGAUGAACCGGAGCAGCAAGAAGGCGAGUCCGGAGAAGGGGACUCAAACACAUCUAAAAACGUUUGGAAAAUUUCGGAGAAGGAGGAAAUCGAAGACCAAGUUCAGCAGGAACCUGAACCUGAGCCCGAACCUGUGCCGGAACCAGUAAAGGAGGAAGAACCUACGAAGUCCGCUGCAGAAACGAAAUCUGCUUACGUUCCUCCGAAUCGACGGCUUGGACGUCCCGAACCUAGUGUUCCUACUGCUGCUCAGAGAGUUGUCCGAGGUCGUCCGAGAGUUGCACCGGAUAUUAAUAGUGAAGAAUUUUUCCCCACUUUGUCUUCACAAGGGCCGAAAACAAGAUCCGUCGCAAUCCUUGCUAUGGCCAAAAAACUGAGUGAAAUGAAGCGCGGCGUUGACACGGCAUUGGCAAUGCUGCGUUCUUUGCCGCGUGUUGGAGUUGAUAAUAUUGCAUCUGAACCUGGGACGAGCAAGAAAAGGAAGAUUAUUCGAGGAACCAGGGCAAAGCAUCAUCUCACACGCGGUGAACAAUCGAAGCCGAUGCGACUUGGAUUCGAACCCAGCAAGAACCCGUUUGUGACUAGGUUUCAAAAAGAGCAGUACUACAAAGGCCAUCAUUUGCGUCGAGAAUACGCGCCCAUGUCGCUGCAACAGCUGCAACUGAUGAUCGACACUAGUCGGAUAGAUCCGAGCGAACCCGUGGACUUGGCUCAAAUCUAUAGGACCAAGUUGUUCCGCUUGGAUCCGAAUAUUAUUCGGUAUUUCGGGAUCCAGUUGACCGACGACGGAAUGGACAAUUUUGCGGCGAAAGUGAAUGUCGAAGUGCAAUAUGCGCCGGAGCACGUGAUCGCGGCGGUGGAGCGAAACGGCGGCAUUAUCACGACGGCGUUUUAUGAUCAGAGAAGUUUGCAAGCCCUGGGGGACGCCGAGGAUUUCUUCAAAAGAGGGUUCCCGAUACCCAGACGUCAGCUGCCUCCAUUUGAUGCCGUCGAGUACUACACGAACCCGAAAAAUCGCGGGUAUUUGGCUGACCCGGCAGAAAUUGCGAAAGAGCGAUUCUUGCUCUCCCAGAAAUACGGGUACGAGUUGCCUGUCGGGUUCGAUCCGAAAUUCCUGGGGCAGCGAAAGCACCCGAGACAAGUGUUCUACGGCCUCGAACCCGGCUGGGUAGUUAGUUUGAAAGACAGGUGCAUAUUCAAGCCGGAAGACGAGGAGCUGAAGGAGAUUUACCAGGCUUGAUCAAUUUGAUUCUUCAGUAGUUGCGUGAUAAAGUCAUUGUUCCUUUUUUGCCAAAAAAAAAGUCGACGGAUUUAUUUGGCGGUUUCCAAGCCGUUGAUUUCGUUUCGGGG
Messenger RNA from Notodromas monacha, 1735 nucleotides. NCBI's taxonomy places the organism in Eukaryota, Metazoa, Arthropoda, Ostracoda, Podocopida, Cyprididae. The record is from the annotation of a GenBank genome assembly.